AUGCAGCCUGAGGAAUACAACCGCAGAGGCAAGCAGAUGGUGGACUACAUCACAGAAUAUCUGGUCUCCAUUAGGGAGAGAAGAGUGAUACCAGAUGUGAAGCCAGGCUACUUGAGGGACCUCAUGCCUGACUCGGCUCCAGCAGAACCAGAGGAUUGGGACAACAUCUUCAGCGACAUUGAAAAGGUCGUCAUGCCCGGAGUGGUUCACUGGCAGAGUCCUCAUAUGCAUGCAUACUAUCCCAGCCUGACAUCAUGGCCCUCAAUGCUGGGAGACAUGUUGGCUGACGCUAUCAACUGUGUUGGAUUUACAUGGGCCUCCAGUCCGGCAUGCACCGAGCUGGAGAUGACUGUGAUGGACUGGCUGUGCAAAGCAUUGGGACUCCCCUCGUUCUUCCUCCAUCAUCAUCCCAGCAGCAGAGGCGGUGGAAUACUCCAGGGCACGGUCAGUGAAAGCACGCUGGUUGCACUCCUGGCAGCCAGGAAAGACAAGAUUCUGCAGCUGCGUCCAGAGAUUGACCAAGAUGUUGACGACUCAGUCCUCAAUUCCAAGCUGGUGGCCUACGCUUCCGAUCAGGCCCACUCCUCGGUUGAAAAAGCAGGGCUCAUCUCUCUGGUGAAGAUCAGAUUUCUGCCCACUGAUGAAAAGUUGUCUUUGAGAGGAGAAGCUCUGAAGCAAGCGAUCGAUGAGGACCGGAUGAAUGGACUUGUCCCCUUUCUGCUUUGUGCAACGUUGGGUACGACUGGAGUUUGUGCCUUCGACAAGCUCUCCGAGCUGGGCCCAGUUUGUGCAGAAGAAGGACUCUGGCUGCAUGUCGACGCAGCGUACGCUGGUUCUGCCUACUUCUGUCCUGAGCUGCGCUGGUCUCUAGAUGGCAUCGAGUUUGCCAACUCUUUUGUUUUCAACCCCUCGAAAUGGAUGAUGGUGCAUUUCGACUGCACAGCAUUUUGGGUCAGGGACAAGUACAAGCUCCAGCAGACCUUCAGUGUGGAUCCUGUUUACCUGAGGCAUGAAAACUCUCAAGCAGCUACGGACUUCAUGCACUGGCAAAUUCCUCUGAGUCGGCGUUUCCGUUCACUCAAGCUCUGGUUUGUUCUGCGAUCGUUUGGACUGAAAAAACUUCAGGCCCACAUAAGACACGGUGUUUCGAUGGCAAAGCUUCUGGAGUCCCAGAUAAAGAAGGAGGCCCAUUUUGAGGUUCCUGCAGAGCGCCAUCUAGGCCUUGUGGUCUUUUCUCUGACGGGUGGAAAUGCUCUGACGCAGGAGCUACUGAGGAGACUAACUCGAUCUGGCACCAUGUACUUGAUCCCUGCUGACAUUUACACCAAGCGCAUCAUCAGAUUUACGGUGACAUCACAGCACACCACUGCAGACGAUAUCCUGAGGGACUGGAAGAUCAUUUCUAACACCGCGGCUGCUCUCCUGGCUGAGAAGAAGUCCCUGGAUAAGGUGUAUCAGCCAACGCUAGCAGAAGAUCAUGUGACUGGAGAAGAGGAUAACCAGGAAGCAAAGUCGGAGGAGACACAGGACGCUGCUUCCACAAUGGACAAGGCCCAAGUGGAGCUGUGGAUCGAUAAGGCCUGGAACCGACCGAGGCGGCCCAUGCGUUCCCUGAGCUGCAGCAGCGAGCCGCUGCCAUAUAACUACUUCGGUCCUCUUUCCGGCCAGUCCAAGAUGGCAGCCCUGGGGACUGGUGCAGUGGAAGAGAAGGCAGAGAUGCAGUCUAAUCUUGCUGGUAAAGAAGUCCUGAAAAAGCUGACCAAGUUCAACAGUGUGCCGAGUUUCUGCAACCCAUGGGUCCAGUGUGGACGCCACCAGCUCUGCUGCCCUCGCAAAGCCUCUCCUGCUGCCCCCAAACACUGCAGACGGGCAAACUAUACCUCUCCUUCCAACAUGAUCAACGCCACCCCCUCUGCUACACCACUGGAGACCACAUCUGUGCCCGAACUCCUGUAG
This is a messenger RNA of Synchiropus splendidus (mandarinfish), 1956 nucleotides long. RefSeq names its product histidine decarboxylase (gene hdc). The transcript is spliced from 12 exons. Gene Ontology annotation, biological process: histamine biosynthetic process; L-histidine catabolic process. Gene Ontology annotation, molecular function: histidine decarboxylase activity; pyridoxal phosphate binding. Bases 1 to 1956 code for a protein of 651 amino acids. NCBI's taxonomy places the organism in Eukaryota, Metazoa, Chordata, Actinopteri, Syngnathiformes, Callionymidae. The record is from RefSeq and is a predicted model, not a curated record.